This is a messenger RNA of Thamnophis elegans (Western terrestrial garter snake), 3505 nucleotides long. RefSeq names its product PIH1 domain containing 2 (gene PIH1D2). Gene Ontology annotation, cellular component: cytoplasm; ribonucleoprotein complex; R2TP complex. Lineage: Eukaryota; Metazoa; Chordata; Lepidosauria; Squamata; Natricidae. The record is from RefSeq and is a predicted model, not a curated record. The coding region runs from base 185 to 1138 and encodes 317 amino acids. Gene Ontology annotation, biological process: rRNA processing; box C/D snoRNP assembly. The transcript is spliced from 5 exons.
GAAGAAGAAACUCUUUAACGGUUAGAACUCCUGAAAAGACAUCUGCUUUUGUCUUUAUCCAGUUAGGUUUAAUACCAGCAAGAGAGGUCCUGCAGCCUCACCGAAGACCUUCGGAUUGAAAAUAGUUUCGCUUCCCCUGCGACGGCCUCUUCAGGAGCAUCUUUUCCGCCGUGAAGGGACAACUAUGGAAGCUCUUUGCAGCUCCGAGGAAAUGCUGACCAAAGCAUCUCAGCUGUGGACGAUGCUGGACGACAUGGCCGAGAACAACCCCGAGAGUUAUUGCCACUUCAUGCAGCAGCAGCUAAAGGAAGCAAAGCACCAUUAUGCUCUCCCGGAGCCGUCUCUGUGCCUGAAGACCAGCAUUUUGGAACCUAGCAAAACCUGUCUCUUCAUAAAUUUGUGCCGUUGGAGUAGGAUCCCUGCUCCCAAAUCACCCUCGGAGCCAGUUCUGUUGAGCGCUGGCAAAAUGGAGACGCUAUCAGAUAAGUCAGAGAUCUGCAGCAUCCUUGACAUGGCAUACAACCCAUCCGUUCUUGAGCGAGUCGAGGAUAACCCACCGGAGAAAGAGCAGUUGAUUCGCAUGUCACUCAAGUACGUCGAGGAGCAUUUCAGUGUCACUUUGUCCCAUUCCUGGAGCGUGGCCAAAUUUAAAUUGAAGGGAAGCCUUGAAAGGAUGAGAGCCAGCCUGAGAAGAGAACAGCCCCCAUUGGCUGUGCCCCAGAGGAACCCCAAUAAAGAAGUGACCCUCAGCCAGCUGAGAAGCCUCACAGCCGAAGACAGCAGUGACCUUAUUCUGCCAGCAGCAGAGAAGCCCACAGCUUCCAAAAAGCGCCUAAUCGAAGAGAUUUCCAGUACAGACAAGCCAGAGACGCCCAAACCUGCCUAUAAAAUGACCACCAAGAAGGACGCAGAUGAGAAACCCCGAGAAAUCGAGCUGAAAAUUGAACUGCCGGGUAUUCGCAGUGUGUCCGAGUGUAAUUUGAGCGUCUCUAAGGAUGACGUCUUGGUCGAGUGCCUUCUAAAGUACAGACUGCGGGUGGACCUCCCGGUGCCUGUGGAUGAAGAAGCAACAUCAGCAAUUUUUAAUAAGAAGGAAGGACUCUUGAUUGUCAGAAUGCCUGUGUGCAAGGGGAAAUGACACUAGCUGACAUGGUGUGGAGAUGCACACGGUCCCCUUCUCUUGAUUCUCUUCCUCUUCCAGCACUUCCCAUUCGGCCUUUUGCACAAGUUAACAUUAAGCGUGUUGGUUACAUGCCUGUUUUAUUUCUCUUUGAGUUUCAAGGCUAAAAUUCUUCCUGCCUUUUGGGGAUGCAAGAACCCAGGAUAAAAUGCACCCCUAAAUACAUGCUUUUGACAUUUGAAGGUUGUUCUGAAGGCAUAGUUUUUCCUGCAGUUAUUAACAAAUAAAUGGACUCUGUAUCUUGUUUCCCCCAUUAACCAAAACAAUAAAAGUGUGUGGGGGGGUGGGAACCUAUUGUUUUCAAUCAUUGCUGGGUUUAUAUUAUUUUUUAACAGUUCUGAGAGCUUCCUGUAGUCUUAAAAGCUCAGCUUAUUUUCUUGGAGAGGCAGGGGAAACACUGUAGGGGGUGGAACACUUACGAACCAAAGCCAAUUUAUUUCUCUAGCUCCGUGUUUCCUUGGCGACUUUUAAGUCCUGUGGACUUCAAUUCCCAGAAUUCUGGGAGUUGGAAGUCCACAGGACUUAAAAGUUGCCAAGGUUGAGAAACACUGUUCUAGCUGCUUGUUCUUUUAAGCUUCCUGUGUUGUUUUGUCAUUUGAAGAUAAAUACGCCUUCAAAGAAUGCUUAAAGAAGUGGCAUCUGCAGGCAUGGACAAAACAUUCAAGAUUGCAUCUGCCACCGUAUGUUUUAAGUUGUGCUCAAAUAAAAAUGGCUAUAACUUUGAGCUGGUUAUGGCUGCCAUAUUGUCUUGUACAAUACCCUGAGGACACAACUGAAGGGAUGUGAUUCCUUAACAAAAGGCUCAUUCAAGUGCUGAAGAUUAUAAAGGACCUUUUGGUUCACUUGGAUUAAAAAAAGAAUCACUAAAAACAUUCAAAAUAAUUCCAGAGUUAACAGCAGUGGCCUUCCAGACCUGAGAUGUCAAGGGCCUUCCCACUUUGCUUGAUAUUUAUCCAUUUUUCCCCACCAAAUAACUUACAUUCAAUGUCUACAGACAGCUAAACAAAAAACUCUCAGGAAAAGGAAUAACAGUCCAAAGAACAUCAAACUUUUAAUGCCAGUCUGUAACCAAAUUAAGAUGUUUUCUUACCAAACGGUUGAAUUACAACUAAACUCAAUAAAUUGGUUCUCAGAAAAAAAAAUAUUUAAUUGCAUGUAUAAUAUACUUGUAGUGGAUUCAGUAGCGCAAAUUGACAGACAAUAUUGAAUGAAGUGGUGACGUACAGAUUAACAUGGGGUGUAUUGGUUAAUGGUCUACUCGGCUGCUCGGGUCACAUCAAUUAGCCAUUUACAUGAUCCACCUUUUAAAAUUAGCUUUUUUCCCUUGGCAAGCAAAAGAGGCGUUUCCCAUUAGAAACUCUUAUCUACCUAGGAGACAAUUAAAACCGUGGCUGGGCCCCGUUUUAAAGAAAUCUCAUUUCUAGCAAAGAUGUUUACAAAUUUACGACUUAUGAAACUCUGCUUCUCUUGAGCCUGGGACGGACAAGAUAGCAAAGCUGUUCCAGAUUAGCAGUCUGGUUCUGGAUUUCUUGGGAGCUGAAGUGGUUGUGCCCAAUUGUUCUACUGAUUUAGUGGAAUUCAAGCACAACUAAUUCACACUUGGUUGGGCCACUUGAUCACAAGGCAUCGGGGGUUUUCCCCCCUCCUUUCAUGCAGUUAGCAAAAGUUCUCAUUUCAGCUAUUCGGAGGUCAACGUCCCAUUUCAAAUGCAAGAUCGCCGGAGGCCGAGUACAGCUGCAAUAUGGGCUGAUUUUGGGAACCUCUGGAGUGCUUCAUGCUUAAGACUACUAGCCCAUUUUUCAGGGGGAGCAGCAGCUUCCUGUGUGGGAUGGGAUAUUUCACAAACCUUCCUCCAACGUGGGAGGAAGGAAAGAUUGUUUUCACGUUCCUGCACACAAACCUUGCUUAAAGGAUGGAACCGCACCUUCACGUUCCUUUCAGUGGGAAAACAGCCCCAAUCUGCCCAGUCUAGACCAUUAAGCGGGGGAGGAGGGACCUACGGGGGGGGGGGGGGGGAGUCUGUAAGGAGUCCAUAUGUCGCCUAUCUUUAGCUGACCCCCUAACAAAUGGCUUCUGUUUGGAGUAAAACUGCGUUUACUGACCUAUAAAGGAAGCGAAACAACACAAGCUCAAAUUACGGAAACUCACAUAAGGCAAAAUCAUCAGAAGGAUUUUUAAAGGGCUGUUCGGUUUUAGCUGCUCUGACUCAAACUUUCAUCUUCUCUUGCAGUCUGCUAAAAGGAUUCCCUGCUGCUAAAACAUCUGGCUUACAGUUGAAUUCUGCAAAGUUAGAAUGUCAUCUAUUUUCAGAUGAUAGCAUCUUUU